CAGUCAUCCACUCCGCUGUCUACCCUGCGAUACCGUAUCGAUUUUCUUAGUAACAAAUCUACAAGCGGAUUUAAAGUAUAUAGUUCUUUGGCAAGUGAUAAGAUUAGGUUCUAUCGGAUAUAUUGGGCGUUGGAAGUACGGGAAAUUAAAACUAUUUUCUGGCCAACUAGACAUAAAUAAUUAUGUCAGGAGAUAGCGAUUGCUCGGCAGAGAAAGCCAUGAGCGAGCCAAUUCACUCACAUGGAUUUAAUCCGAACCCCAAAACGAUAAACUGGGAACGACUUGAGUUGAUGCGACUUCAGAAGCUACAUCUGGGCCCAGAAAGAUAUUCCCGACACUUUCAACGAUUCCAAAGAUCCGAAGAGGGUCCUGUAGACUUGUCCUCAUCCCUCCAACGUCAGCCGACACAGUACGUGAUUACGGCAAACGGGGAGAUUAAGAAAGCGAACUCUUUGGCACCGUUUUCUACCGUCGGCAAGCCAACCUGUGGAUGUUUCUUCAGCCGAGUUACCGACAACAAGAAAAAGAAGAUCGGAAUCCCGCCGACGAACUUGGUGAAAUGGAGGUCAUUCGUGCAGUAAAGGACAACUUCUUUAACCCACCGAUAGCUAUAAUUCCUUCCGACAUUUUGGGAUAAUAUGGGAUUUACAGUUUUCUUAUACAAGAAGGUAACGACGAUGAAAAUCUACUCGACCGCCUCAAUACCAGUAAAUAUACAAUGACAUUAAAUAAAGAUACAAUUAAACGCUGUUUUCUUACAAAGACUUAAUUCUCCGAAUCAAUAUGCCCACUGAGCACUGUUAUUUCGCUUGUCAAUAAAAUGUUUUAUUCAGUA
This is a messenger RNA of Mya arenaria, 835 nucleotides long. RefSeq lists its product as uncharacterized. The record is from RefSeq and is a predicted model, not a curated record. Bases 183 to 581 code for a protein of 132 amino acids. The transcript has a single exon. NCBI's taxonomy places the organism in Eukaryota, Metazoa, Mollusca, Bivalvia, Myida, Myidae.